AUGAGCAUUGAAGAGACACUGCAGACAGCGGACAAAAUAAUCAAAAGCGGCGUCUCGGAGGAGAUACUGAUGCACUGCGGUGUUCUGCUAAAAGACGAAAACGUGUCAUGCGAGGGCCUGGUUAUUCUGCUCAAAGAGCUGUCUAAGGAAAUAGAUAAGGCUGUGCUAGAGUGA
This is a messenger RNA of Nematocida minor, 174 nucleotides long. RefSeq lists its product as uncharacterized. The coding region runs from base 1 to 174 and encodes 57 amino acids. The record is from RefSeq and is a predicted model, not a curated record. Lineage: Eukaryota; Fungi; Microsporidia. The transcript has a single exon.